AUUUAUCACUUUUGAAAAGCGCGUUUAGUUCAAUUCUGACUUGUCACCGUGCAGUACCGAAUGUUAGGUCGUUCGGUGAAAUAUAAUUAGUAUUAUUGGCAGUGAUCUGUGUUUAUACAUAAGCGAAUACUGUAACUACGUAGUUAUAAGCAUAAUUAAAGUAAAUAAAAAUGAAGUGGACGUUGUUAAUUAUGGCAGUAUGCCUAAGCUUGCAUGGAUCCGAAUCCUGGGCUAGCAAACGACAUCUGGAAGACAAUGAGAACGAAAUCUCUUCUAGAAUAUCCCACCACAAUAGUGCAGGUCCACCUGAUCACAACAAACUGGUUGAGAUGGCAAGAUAUGUGAUGCAUAACUGUGAUUGGGCGUCCAUCGCUACCAUAUCAACACAACCUGCUAUCUCGGGCUUUCCUUUUACAAAUGUAAAAUCUAUAGUGGACGGUUCUAUGGCCAAUUCUACCGGCAUGCCGUACUUCUAUAUGUCCCCGUUGGACUUUACUGCACGCGAUUUAGCGAAAAAUACACGUGCAACAGUUCUCGUGUCCCUUGAAGAGACUCGAUACUGCGAGAGCCAGAAGUGGGACCCUGAGGACCCGCGCUGCACACGGCUUAUGUUGUCGGGCAAAAUGAGGAAGGUCAAAGAUGGUUCCGAGGAGUACAAGUUCGCUAAAGCCGCGUUAUUCGAAAGGCACCCAGCUAUGGCGCAUUUUCCCCCUGAUCACAACUGGUUCGUUGCUAAGAUGAAGAUAGCUCAGAUCGCGAUGGUGGACUGGUUCGGCGGCGCCAAAUACGUCUCGGUAAAGGAUUACCUCGCGUACAACUACACCGGCGAAGAAGUACUGCAUUACUACAAUCGUUUACACUUGUAGUUCAUUAUUAUAUGUACAGUCGAGGAAUUUUAUUACCUACCCAUUUUAGUGAAAUAACAUUUAUCGUUCGAAAUUAAAUUAAAUCGAGAACUAGUCACAGCAUGUAAACGAGCUAAAUCCUAGCUAUUAUGUCGACAGAUUGCUUUCGAUAUUUGAUUCUAAGUGGGUAGUGUAUUUAAUUCUUCGUCUAUACUAAUAUUACUAUAUCGUUGAGCAUGUAUUGUAUCAUUUGUAAUGUACUGUGAUACCAUUUGUACUUUUGUAGGGUCCACUUAGUUUUUGUUGGGUGAACUGGAUCUCUAGAGUGGAAAAAUCUAAAAUAGAUAUAAAAACUACUUUAAAUGAGACCAUUUUAAUAGUACACUCCCUCCACCUUGAUCUAGACUAGAUCAUCGGCUGUUAAACCCCAUGCCUAAUUAUUAGAAGAUAGUUCACAGAAAGAAUCAUGUAUUAACUUAACCAGCGUAAUUUCAAUAAAAAAAUAAUGUAUUACCAUUCAAAUAAGUAAAGACGAGUUAAUAGUCAAACAAUCUUCUCUAAACGUGGCUGAAGGUAUGACCUUUGUCUCAAAAUGUAAAACGUACAUUGUGA
Messenger RNA from Papilio polytes (common Mormon), 1457 nucleotides. RefSeq names its product protein CREG1 (gene CREG). The coding region runs from base 171 to 866 and encodes 231 amino acids. The record is from RefSeq and is a predicted model, not a curated record. The transcript is spliced from 6 exons. Lineage: Eukaryota; Metazoa; Arthropoda; Insecta; Lepidoptera; Papilionidae.